GGGAACAGGGAUGUGGCCGAUGAGCUGACUUUUACAGCGUUAGGUUGUCUCUCUGCUUCCUGUACGGAGCAGCUUCGCCCCACUCUCUCUACAUUUAUUGGACCCAUGUUCAUGAACCAUAUAAUUUUCCUCACAACGCGGAAAACGCACUUCUAGCUCAGCAAUUUCGGAAGUUUCCGGUGACCCUCAAGCUGCGGGUCAACCAGCAGGUGGUUGCUUAACUCCCCAGAAUCUGCCUGCUUCAGUUUCACAGACUAUUGUUGAUAAGCAACCGCAGAGUGGUGAAGAGGAUGAGAAAUUAAGGCACACAACGGAUAGGCUAGUUUCUGGUGCGAUGGGGCAGUUUGAAGGCACUGAAUACGUUAACAUUGGCGAAGUGCCUACUCCCAGGAUAGAUAACUUUAAGAAAGUAUCAGUUUUACCACUUAUUUUCCUCAUCUUCUAUGAGGUUUCUGGAGGUCCAUUUGGGGUUGAGGACAGUGUCCAAGCAGCUGGGCCGUUGCUAGCCCUUCUUGGGUUUUUGGUGUUUCCAUUCAUUUGGAGUGUUCCUGAAGCAUUAAUUACUGCUGAGAUGGGUACCAUGUUCCCUGAAAAUGGUGGUUAUGUUGUUUGGGUUGCUUCUGCAUUAGGUCCCUAUUGGGGAUUUCAGCAAGGCUGGAUGAAAUGGCUGAGUGGGGUCAUUGAUAAUGCUUUGUAUCCUGUUUUGUUUCUUGACUAUUUAAAGUCAGGGAUCCCUGCUUUAGGAGGUGGCUUACCAAGAAUUAUAGCUGUGUUAGCUCUGACUCUAGUGCUUACUUACAUGAACUAUAGGGGUUUAACCAUUGUGGGAUGGGUUGCUGUUCUUCUUGGGGUUUUCUCAAUCCUUCCUUUUGUGGUCAUGGGGUUUGUGGCAAUUCCGAAAUUGAAGCCUUCAAGAUGGUUUGUCGCAAAUCUGCAUGAUGUGGAUUGGAAUUUAUAUUUGAAUACACUCUUUUGGAAUCUAAACUAUUGGGACUCAAUCAGUACACUCGCUGGAGAGGUAGAGAACCCAAAGAAAACUCUCCCAAAAGCCUUGUUUUACGCUUUGAUCUUGGUGGUUCUUGGGUAUUUCUUUCCUCUUUUGGUUGGUACUGGGGCUCUUCCCCUUGAUCGUGAGCUGUGGACUGAUGGUUAUUUCUCAGACAUCGCUAAAAUGCUAGGUGGAGUUUGGUUGAGAUGGUGGAUCCAAGCAGCUGCUGCAAUGUCAAAUAUGGGGAUGUUUGUGGCUGAGAUGAGUAGUGACUCUUUCCAACUGUUGGGAAUGGCUGAACGUGGGAUGCUACCAGAGUUCUUUGGCAAGAGGUCUCGAUAUGGAACUCCUCUAAUUGGGAUUUUAUUCUCAGCUUCUGGUGUUAUAUUGUUAUCAUGGAUGAGCUUUCAAGAGAUUGUAGCUGCAGAGAACUUCUUGUACUGUUUUGGGAUGAUUUUGGAGUUCAUAGCAUUUGUAAGGCUAAGGAUGAAAUAUCCAGCAGCAUCCCGACCUUACAAAAUACCUGUAGGAACAGUUGGGUCUGUUCUUAUGUGCAUUCCUCCAACCAUAUUGAUUUGUCUUGUUUUGGCUCUUUCUUCUCUCAAAGUGGCAGUGGUUAGCCUUGUUGCUGUUGUGAUUGGCCUUGUAAUGCAGCCUGCUCUCAAGUAUGUUGAGAAAAGAAGAUGGCUCAAGUUCUCUAUUAGUGCAGACCUUGCUGACCUGCAUCUGUCUAGUCAUGAAAGCACUGAUUCCUCAAUAAGAUGACAGAUCUUCAUUAAAGCUCCGGGGGAAAGUUCCUUGGUAUUUAUGAAAAUAUUCUUGAACGCUUUGGUAUCUUGUUUGCUGUAGCCCACUGCUCGGUUUCAUGUGGGAGACAACUAUUUAUCAUCCUUGUUUUUAGAAUGAUGAUAGAUGGAAAUAACCAUUGCAUAAUUAAAAAUAAGCACCAAAUUUGUUGCAUUUGAAGUCGUGUGAACUAGGUUUUGUUUGUUCAUAAACACCACUAUCUACGCAACAUAUUUUGAAAUAUUUGUAGUUGUUGGAUUUAGAGCUGUAAUAUUUGGUACCAGGCAACCACUAGUUGUACCAGUGUUUGAUUCCCAGUCUAAA
Theobroma cacao (cacao) is the source of this 2098-nucleotide messenger RNA. Its product is annotated as putative polyamine transporter At1g31830. The record is from RefSeq and is a predicted model, not a curated record. Gene Ontology annotation, biological process: transmembrane transport. NCBI's taxonomy places the organism in Eukaryota, Viridiplantae, Streptophyta, Magnoliopsida, Malvales, Malvaceae. Gene Ontology annotation, cellular component: membrane. Gene Ontology annotation, molecular function: transmembrane transporter activity.